Molecule: messenger RNA, 1057 nt
Organism: Diceros bicornis minor
Lineage: Eukaryota; Metazoa; Chordata; Mammalia; Perissodactyla; Rhinocerotidae
Gene: PINLYP
Product: phospholipase A2 inhibitor and LY6/PLAUR domain containing
Exons: 4
Coding region: 190-672 (160 amino acids)
Cellular component (GO): extracellular region
Molecular function (GO): phospholipase inhibitor activity
Source: RefSeq, a predicted model, not a curated record
GGAGGGGCUGGGCACAAGAUGCCUCUGUCCCUUUCAGAUUCUGGUUCCACUGCCCCAACCCAGAGUCGCAGAGGCCUGCCCUGAGAUCUUAUCUCAGCUGUUUAUCACCCCAGGGUGAAGGUGGGUCCAGACCCGCCCCUCCUCAGCUUCCUAUAAGGGCUGGGGACCAGGACUGCAGGUUCACACACCAUGAGUCCCUCCACCCUCCUGCUGGCCUCCGCGCUGCUCUGCACGCUGCUGGGUCUCGGGUGCCCGCUAAGCUGUGAGAUGUGCAGGGCCUCCGGACCCACGUGCAGCGGCAAGACGAAGACUUGCGAGGCCGGCAAGGACGCAUGCGUGAUCGUCGUGGGGGAGUCCAGCACGAAGGGCCGCCACUCAGUGAACACCUACAAGGGCUGCAUGAAGUUCAGUGACUGCUACUCGGGUUUCGUCUCCACCACCACGGGCUCCCAGGACUACAUGGUGUCCACCACGUACUGCUGCCAGAGCGACGGCUGCAACCAAGGCUCCGUGCCCCGUAUAAUCAACGCCAAAUUUGCUACCCGGGGCUGUGCUACAGAGAGUGCCUGCUACGCCAAGGCUGGGGCCCAGGUGCCCUCAGCCUCCUAUCUCUACUUCCUCCGCCGAGCUGACUGCCUUCCUGCCCCCUGGCCCCCUGGCAGGGCUGAGUGAAGAACUGAGGAACAUGUGGCUUGUGGUCUCCAUUAGUCCUCGGCCUGCAGCUCCCCAUGUGCCUAUAAAUUAAAAAGGUUAACAAAGCAAGCCUGAGUCCUCGUGAUGUGAUGCAUCCUGGGGAGGCAGGGGAUGUAGACAUCGGGGCUCCCAACCCUUGGGAACCCCCUCUUUGCAAGGAACAGAGGGAAGACCCUACCUUUUAUUAAGGGAUUACUCUCUGCUGGGCCCCUGUGCUAAGUGUUUUCCAUGCUGUACCUCAUUUCAGAAUCACAACUCUAUGUAGUUGACAUUAUUAUCCCCAUUUUACAGAUGAACAAACUGAGGCACAGAUUGUGGUGUCACUUGCUUUGGGUCAAACUGCUAGGGAGGGUCAGACUCCAGA